ACAAAAUUCCUCUCACUACAACAACGAACAGUAUAAUGGGCUACUACAGUUCUAGCUUGGGAGAUAAAUCUCUUGCCAUUGACCUCAAUACUUCCAUUAAUAUGGAUUGUGAAGCCGCUGAUACUUCUGGCAAUAGCAACUCAUCUGUGGGAGAUCAGAAGCAUGGUUUGUUGAUGGAAGAGUUGAAAGUGACGAAAAUGGAGAACAAGAAGUUGACGGCAAAGCUUACAGAGGUGUGUGAAAACUACUGCGCCUUGCAGAACCACUUCUUAGGGCUUCUGAAGACCCACGGCGCCGACGACGACCUCCUCGGGAAGAGAAAGUCGGCCGACGACGACGGCGACUGCUACGGCGCGGCGGCAGCGUCUUCCCCGAAGAGGCCCAGGGAAACAAGGACACCUGUAUCUAGGGUUCGUGUGAAAACAGAUCCCUCUGACAUGAGCUUGGUGGUGAAAGAUGGGUACCAAUGGCGGAAGUAUGGGCAAAAAGUGACAAGAGAUAAUCCUUCUCCAAGAGCCUACUACAAAUGCUCUUUUGCACCUUCUUGCCCAGUCAAAAAGAAGGUACAAAGAAGUGUUGAGGAUCCAUCAAUUCUAAUAGCCAUAUAUGAAGGAGAGCACAAUCACCCACACCCGACCCAGCCCGAAGUAUUAUCCGUUCCAUUACCACAAGGCUUCACACCACAAUCAAUCUGCAGCCCGGUUUCAGAUGUAGACAAUUCUUCGAGCCCUGCCCGAUUGGAUAUUCGGGCCAAACUUCAGAGAUCUCUUACUUCAAUUGAUUCAGUGGAACUCCAACACUUUUUGGCUGAGAAAAUGGCUUCUUCUUUGACCAAAAACCGGAGCUUCACGGAUGCGCUGGCGGCGGCGAUUUCCGACAGAAUUCUCCUCGACCAUGCGCUAGCAGAUUCAUGUUCAUGAUUCCAUCCAUCAACCUAUGUAGUUUAGUACAUUAAAGUGUACAAAAUAUUAAUAAUAUGGUGCAUCAAAUUAAACCUUGUUGGCCGUACGUGUGAUAUUAGAAUAGGAAAACAAAAUUUGGUUCAAUGAAAAGAAACAAUUAAUGUAAAUUUGUUGAAUGCCAAACUAGGGUAACAAACUUGGAGGUUA
This is a messenger RNA of Ipomoea triloba (trilobed morning glory), 1109 nucleotides long. RefSeq names its product probable WRKY transcription factor 40. Gene Ontology annotation, biological process: regulation of DNA-templated transcription. NCBI's taxonomy places the organism in Eukaryota, Viridiplantae, Streptophyta, Magnoliopsida, Solanales, Convolvulaceae. Gene Ontology annotation, molecular function: sequence-specific DNA binding; DNA-binding transcription factor activity. The transcript has 5 exons. The record is from RefSeq and is a predicted model, not a curated record. Bases 36 to 920 code for a protein of 294 amino acids.